AUGACAGUGUCGGUACAAGUUCAGUCAGACUCUCCUGUUGAAAGUUCUACUAUGCAAAUCAAACCUCGAAGUAAAAUAGUCCCCGCGGGUGAUGCUCCAGAAUGGAAAAAGAGGCUUCUCCUUGGCAAAGCUCCAGUGGGUGAAGGUGGUGAUCUAUUUGGCCCUAUGGAAUUGGAGAACGUGUUUAAGCCUCCCCCGCCAACCGCGGAACCAACAACCCAAACGAAUAUCUUGACCUCCAUCCAGGCUAAGCAUCCAGCGUCCGUUCCCUUGAUCUCUUCAAGAGACAGGAUACCGGACAAUUCGCCAAAUGGUAUUGAUGGUACCCAGAGGGGAAAGCCUGCAGACGGUGAUCAGGACAGUAUGGAAAGAUACAAUACUUCAGUGGAUAAAGCAAAAUGUUCGUUCGGUUAUAUUCAAGGUAGUGGAAGUCUCGGUUUUGACCCCCGAUCGCGGACUUUGAGUGGCAGAGAGGAACUACGCAACGAGGAAAUUACUCCCAUUCUAUUCUCCAAAGAUGAAACAGCCAGGGAACAUACCAGUCGCACAUUUCUGGAGUCGAUUCUUGACCGAGGGAAAAGUUCUGUGGUAACAGGAAAAGAAGGUCUUUAUUCCCGCAGGAGGGACUCCGUGGUCAGCGAUGAUUAUAGUUACCUUAGCCAUCGAGGGGAACAGACUUUUUCCAACGGAACCGAGCAAACCGUCGAAAUGACCAGCCAAUCGUUGCCCGAAGAUUUAUCUGUUGGAACAACGGAUUUCGUUUCAGUUGGCGGUCUUAUCAGCAUGCGUCGUGGUGGUCACUCCAACGACGGAUCCUUUCGCCACCGCCAACUAACGCCAUCUCUACUUUCAACUCUCCAUUCUUCCUCCUUCCUAUCUGGCUCAAAGCUUAGAAACUCCCCACACGUCGACAGACGAAAGGGAAUAUUUCCCCCCCAACAGCAACUAAAACAACAUCAUCAAAACCAGCAAUCUCCUUCCAAAUUCCUUACACCGUACCGGGAACGACGUGAAACAAAUGACUCCAGGCCAAGAUCCUCCGGCAGCCCCUUGAAGCUGUUCGGGGAGUACGAUACAUUUACCAAUAACAAACUCCUACGAAGAAUGAGCCAGUUCGAAGAAACGUAUAAUAACGGGCCAGAGGAUGUGCAGUCACCGCCCUCCGAGAACCGACAGAGAGGUGGAAGCCAAAGCCGACCAACCUCGAGGCGCAAUAAUCAAACAACUAGUCUCGGGUGGAGAACCCAUCCAAUUCAAAAGGCCCAGUUGCGGGUAGAUAUCCAUAGCUCAACUGAGCAACGAGAAGAAGGCCUCAGUCUGCUUCCUGCGCCUUCCUUGGUAAUUGCACAAGAAGAUGGGAACGGGUCCUGCAGACAUUCUCCCUCACGAAAACAUUCAGGAGAGAAUGAAAGCCAAAAUAAAGCUACAGUGCCCACCGAUCUAUUUGGCCCAACUGUAGUUACUACUCCAUCUUUUCCGGCAUAUAAGCAUAAUACGAGUGAUGAAAGACCUGCGUCGAAUUUGGAAGGUGAUAUCAGUGAAGAAGAUCCAUUCAAAAGCAUUCCUGAUCUUAGCGUUGAUGAGUUGCAGGAGCUCAUGGCUGCGCAGACAUUCUCGUCGCCGGCGAAGUCGCAAGGGAAACUGUGUUCCAUGACUGCAACGUAUGGCGAGCAUGGUAGUCGGAGGGGCCAACACGCUAUUGAGGAGGCGGUUAGGGAGGAGGAACGGAGAGAAAUUCCUGAUUUUAGACCACUUACCCGCGAUGGCCGUUUUGAGACGAGUUCCGUACAAUCGAAGUCUACGAGGUUUACUUCCAGCUGUCCCAAGCCGGACACGGACACGGACACGAGAGCUACGUCUUGGAGUAGUGAGGAGAUGGCAGCGAGCAUGCACGUUCAGCAAGCUUCCACGGAUCCUGCUAAUUUCUUGAAGCGCGUUGAUGACAUUAAGUGGAAACGCGGUCAGGUUCGGUAUCCGCAGCAGAUGGAUGGUGGCCAGGUUCCUGGCGGCCUUACUAGUCCCAGAGUUGCGACGAUUUCUUUUUCGUCACCGUUGCUAUCGCAUGUUGUGUACCAGGAGGAUUCGACUAGUCCUGUUGAAUCGGAGCAGCCACCUCUACUUCCAGUUCCGCGACAUGGCAAUAUUAGUGGAUUUCAGAGUCAAUCGGGUACCGUGCCGUGUUCAUAUAUGAAAAGCUCGCCAUUUAAGACUUCUUCGCGGCACAAUGGCGCGUUUGACAUUCGGGCUUUCAUGGGACGGCCUAUCUCGCGGAUUGAUGAGCAGACUGAAGAUUCGGCUAAUGAAGACUUUCAUGUCGAGAAUCACGGGCUUUCUGUUAUGCAGGUCCCCGGUCACGAGGAGCAGUCGAUGGUUUUACCGGGUUGCCCAGACAUGGAUACUACGUACAGCUUUCAUCUAGCGCCACUAUCGGACUUUAGUCUUAAUCAGAUGGAUGAGUCGAUGAGGUUGGAGGUUAGUUAUAUCGCUGAGCGUACUCACCCGUCAUCUCUCAGACAAGUUCACGGGACAUUUGCACUGGCGACUCAGGAUUUGGUGAAGCAUAUCACCGAUACUGAGCCGUACGAACCAUACUGGGAACACCUACGACGCCUCGAUCUUCGAGGUAAAGGCCUCAUAACGCUACAUAGACUUAAAGACUUCUGCUCACGGCUUGAGGAACUCGAUGCCUCAGACAAUAAUAUCGGGCAGGUUUCUGGUGUCCCCUCGAGCGUUCGCUCGUUGAAGAUCCCAUGCAACUGUCUGACGAAUUUGACAUCGUGGGGACAUUUGGGCAAUCUGCAGUAUCUGGAUGUAUCUGGGAACAAGCUGGAGGAUUUGGAUGCGUUUGCGGGACUGGUGCAUUUGAGGAGUUUAAAGGCGGAUGGGAAUCGGAUAAGGAAUAUUAGGGGGGUUAUGGGGUUGAAUGGGUUGUUGACGUUGAAUGUUAGGGGGAAUUUGGUGCGGGAGGUUGAUUUUGGGGAGGGGGAGUUGACGCGUUUGAUAAACCUCGACAUGCGCGAUAAUCGUAUCUCGAGUGUACGCAACAUUAGAUUCAUUAAGACUAUCGAAAAGUUGGAUCUUCGGGGUAACCAGAUUCAGCACUUCGAGUCGUCAGAAGUGCUGCAUUGCCUACACUCACUUAACUUGUCUAACAAUUACAUAGUAAAAAUAGAUAUUAGGAAUUUUCCUAAUCUCCAUCUUCUCUACGCUGACAAGAAUCAUCUCAGCACGAUUACGGGUCUGGAACAAUGCCAUUAUCUCGACGUCCUUUCUCUUCGCGAACAGUCGCUGCCAUCUUCUUCCCAACAGUCGGACAUUGAUCGGCUACCCGUCAUCGACUUUGAUAUCAGUGCAGCCCUCUCCCUUCGCAAGCUAUAUCUGUCCUCCAAUCUCCUCUCGCCCGAUCUCCUCGCCCCACCCGGUGGUUGUCCCAGUCUACAAUUCCUUGACAUCGCCUCGUGUGCCCUGCAAGAAUUACCCAGUCAGUUCGGCAUGUGUUUCCCCAAUCUACGGGUCCUGAAUCUCAAUUUCAACGCGCUCGCUGACGUGGGUGAGCUGCUGGGACUUAGGAGGCUUGGACGCGUCUCGUUGAUUGGCAACCGCAUCGCGCGGCUUCGGAGGCUCUGUCAGAUUCUGCGUUCCGUCGGUGGACGGUGCGGUGCGUUGACUGAUGUUGAUCUGAGAGAGAACCCUAUUACAUUAGGUUUUUAUCCGGCUCCUGUCACGGGGAGUGGAAGGAUGUGGCGCGAUGAAGCGGGGAGGCUUGUUGGGGCGAAAAAGCACAAGUAUAAACGGUUACAUGUGCAUGGUCAUAGUGGGGAGGAAAGGCAGCUGCAGGUUCGCGGGAGAGAUGGGGAGAAUGAAGAUGAGGGUGAAGAGGAUGUGGGGUUCAUGAGCCUGGGCGGUUGUACGGAUAUUGCGCGGAAGGGAUUUCGCGAGUCACGGGUGGCUGAUGAUGCAGAUAGUGCUGACGGUGAGAAAGUCGAGAUUGAGAUUGACGAUCAGUACACUGUGCCGCCAGCGAACAUCAUUGCGGAUCGAAAGUAUGUCAUGCACCUUGAUGAGGCAACGAGGCUGCGGCGGAGGGUGGUGGAGCUUAUGGUGCAGGCGGCUGCGGCUGGGAGGUUGAAAGUUUUUAAUGGGUUACCUGUUUGUGGCGGGGAUGACGGGGAUGGGGAUAGAGGGAGGAGUGGGUGUGUGAGGAAGGAUGAGGUGUGGAGGAGGUUGGAGGAGUUGGGGGUUUUGAAGAAGAGGAGAAGGACGGUGCAGUUGGAGGUGGGAGGAUAA
Paracoccidioides brasiliensis Pb18 is the source of this 4287-nucleotide messenger RNA. RefSeq lists its product as uncharacterized. The transcript is spliced from 4 exons. Gene Ontology annotation, molecular function: protein binding. The record is from RefSeq and is a predicted model, not a curated record. The coding region runs from base 1 to 4287 and encodes 1428 amino acids.